This is a messenger RNA of Dendrobium catenatum, 565 nucleotides long. Its product is annotated as zinc finger BED domain-containing protein RICESLEEPER 2-like. The record is from RefSeq and is a predicted model, not a curated record. Gene Ontology annotation, molecular function: protein dimerization activity. Bases 101 to 478 code for a protein of 125 amino acids. The transcript has 2 exons. NCBI's taxonomy places the organism in Eukaryota, Viridiplantae, Streptophyta, Magnoliopsida, Asparagales, Orchidaceae.
UUCUCUUCUUUCUACUUAAUUCUUCAUUGAAACAUUUUAUGUUGUUUUUAAAACAUUAACUUCCAAACAGGGUUUUCAGUCAUUUCAUUCGGAGAUUGGAAUGCCUCGGAAAUCAGAGUUAGAAUUAUAUUUGGAUGAGCCUAAUCUAGAUGCGGAGAUUGAUUUAGAUAUUUUGCAAUUCUGGAAGGGCAAUCAAUAUAGGUUUCCUGCUAUAUCUGCUAUGGCUCGUGAUGUUUUGUGCAUUCCUAUAAGUACAGUGGCUUCAGAAAGUAGUUUCAAUUAUAGUGGUAGAAUACUAGAUCAAUAUCGAAGUUCUCUUAAGCAUGACAUUGUUGAGGCACUUGUAUGUUCAAAGGAUUGGUUGUAUGCGGAACAGGUAGUUCAUGACACAGAAAUAGAUGCAGUUACGGAUGAUAUCCUUGAUUUACAUGUCACCCAAACUGAUGCAGAAAUGACUGAAAGUUCAGUUAUUCGAUGAAUCUAUUUAAACAUUUUAAUUAUAUCCAGUAUUCCACUUAACUGUUAAACUGUUAAUGAGUUAAUCUGUUCUGCUGCUUGUAAAAUU